CAACCCUCAAAACUCCAAACCAUGGUCAGCCCAAAGAAGCUCAUCAAAAUGGCAAGAAAAUGGAGGUUAUUAGCAGCAACAAGAAGACACAGUACUGCUCUUUCUUUAACAAGAACAGAGAGUGCUUCUUCAUCCAUAGCUUGUAAAGGCCACUUCAUAGCUUACUCAAGAGAUGGCUACCGUUUCAUGGUCCCUUUGGCAUUCCUCAGCAGUGAUAUCUUUAAGGAAUUGUUCAAGCUUGCAGAAGAGGAGUUUGGACUCCCAGGAAAAGGUCCUAUUGUUUUGCCUUGUGAUGCUAUUUCCAUGGGACAAGUCCUACAAGUUCUUAACAUGCAUGUCUCUAAGGAUGUGGAGAAGGCCUUCUUGAAUAACAUUAUUUUCACUGCUCGUUGUUCCACGUCUCCUUUUCUUUCUCAAGGGUGUACCCAAUUGCAUGCAGUUUUGCAUGGCUUUUGAUCAGGUUUAUUUUGUUGUUUUUAUAUUGUUUAAUUAUGUAUAUAUAGUUCACUGCUUCUCUAUAGAUGUCAUCUCUUGAGAAUGGUUUUCAUUCCGGUGUCUUGUGACUUGUGAGAGAGAAGUUCAAUUUUAAUUUUUUAAUGGAACUUUGAUUUUCUUU
Molecule: messenger RNA, 616 nt
Organism: Dioscorea cayenensis subsp. rotundata (Guinea yam)
Lineage: Eukaryota; Viridiplantae; Streptophyta; Magnoliopsida; Dioscoreales; Dioscoreaceae
Product: auxin-responsive protein SAUR68-like
Exons: 1
Coding region: 22-456 (144 amino acids)
Biological process (GO): response to auxin
Source: RefSeq, a predicted model, not a curated record